UUUCUCCAUGCGGUCAGACAGAGAGCUCCUCUCCCCUUUUUCUUCUCGUUUUUGCCUUGGAGAGCCUUUGCUUUUGCUGUUCUUGGUCAUGGAUAAUUUUGUUCGGAACAAAUUAACUGAAUGGGAUCUCAGUGAGUGGAUAGAAACAUUUCAAGCUCAACGCAUUGACAAGAAAAAUCUUUACUGUCUUGGUCAUCAAGAAAUCACUGACUUGAUCCCAAUAGUGGGACCCAGGGCAAGAUUCAAGAGAGAACUAGAGUUGUUAAAGAAGAAACAAAACACAGCAAAUGCAAAAACAGUUGAUUCUCCUGCUCAAGGGGAACAAAACACAACAAAUGCAAAAACAGUUGAUUCUCCUGCUCAAGUUUGUCCAUCCACCAGUGCUUCAAGUGAUAAAGUGAAGAGAAAGUUGGAUCUUCAGGGCGAGUCCAGCAAAUGGCAAUCACCAACCAGAAAACAACGAUGUGAACCUAGACCGGGGUCAUACUCAGAAGGCUUUAUAUUGUCUGAUGUGAAAACCAUCAUGAGAUAUGUUCAAAAAAGGCUACCAGCCCAAGACAACAAACUCAAUCAGUUCCUCAAGAAGAAAAUUGGUGAUUUGGAGAUCGACAAGAGGGAGCUGAUUGGUGUCUUUGGUAAAACCGGGGCUGGAAAGAGCUCUCUGAUAAAUGCUGUCAUUGGAGAGAAGAAUCUCUUGCCUUAUGGGAGGGUCAAAGCAUGUACCUCAGUCAUGAUUAAAGUGGAGGCUAACAUGCUACACCAAAGAUAUGAGGCAGAAAUUGAGUUCAUUACAAAAGAGGAGUGGAAAGAUGAGUUGUGGUCCUUGUUAAAUUUCCUUGGGGAUAAUGCCAAUCGAGAAGAUGAUCAGGAAGAUGACGAGGAUCAGGACACUGUUGACAAGCUGUCAGCGCUGUAUGGAGAAGAAUGGAGAGACAAAUCCCUUGAAAACCUCAUAGAUAACAAGUACUUUAAAGAAGUUCCAGAAUUUCUCCAAUCCAAGAGAAAGCUUUUGACAUCUGAAUCAGCUAAAGAGCUAUCUGCAAAAUUAGUCAAAUACACAAGGAGUGAAUCAAACGAUGGAGAAGGAAAAGAAGUAAAGAAGUGGUAUUGGCCCCUGGUGAAGUGUGUGACUGUGAGGGUGCCUAACAAUGAUCUUCUCCAGCAUGUCACACUUGUGGAUCUUCCUGGAAAUGGGGACCGUAACAAGAGCAGAGACAAGAUGUGGAAAGGGGUUGUUGGAAGUUGCUCUACUGUGUGGAUUGUGACUGAAAUUAAUCGAGCAGCAACAGAGACUGAAGCCUGGGACAUCCUGAAAAGUACCUGUAGCCUCAUCGGAAAUGGUGGUGAGUGUCAGCGCAUCCACUUCAUCUGCACCAAGUCUGAUGAUAUUGGAGAUACGGAUGAUCAUUCAAAAGAUGCUGUUCGUGCUCUCAUAUUUAAAAACAACAUGCAAGCCAAGGAAGAAGUGAAAAAAGAGUUCAGAAAACUCAAGGAGUUUAAGAAACAUUUCAGUGAUGAAAGUUUCAAAGUCUUCACAGUGAGCUCCAAAGAGUUUCUGAAGCAAAAACGUCUGACGCCACAGGAAACUGAAAUACCCAGACUUCAGGAAUUUCUGCAAAAGCUCAAUGACUGUCACUCAGAGACAUUAAACUAUGUGUCUGGAGCUCAUGGGAUCCUCUCUCUGAUUCACGGGGCCAGAAGUAGAGCAGGGGCUGACAGAAACACAGAUGUGUGCAGAGAGCUGGAAGAAAAGAUGAAGCAGGAACUUAAAAAAAUUAGACAGCCCAUGCAGAAGACUUAUGACACCUUUGAAAGAUGCCUCACUGAGGGAGUUAAAAAAUCCAAAAGUUCCUGGGAAAGACUCUUGAAGUCGGUCUUACAUCCUAGAAUGAAGGGGAGUGCUUUUCAUGGGAUACUGAAGUGUGUAGUUCAGAAUGGCGGCACUCACAAACCAAAGAACAAAAAACUAAUAAACCUCAAUAUGAAGUUAACUUCAUGCCUGACUGACAGCAUUGAUGAGGAAUUCAAGAAGACCUUCCCAAAUGAAGCAAAAUGUGGACCAUUCAAUGGGAUCAUCAACUCGUUUUCACUUGAAACAGAGAGGCUGAUGAGAGAGAGGCAAGAGUACAAAGAUGUCGAACUGCAACUGAUAUUUCUCAAGACAGAGGAAGAAAAAAUGAAGACAAAACUCAACAAAAUCAUCCGGAAGCAAAAGAAAAUGAUCUACAACAGUCUGAUGGAGACAAUCGAGGAAAACAUGAAAGAAUGCUACAGAAAAGCAGCAGAAAUUAGAGGAGAAGGCUCGCUGAAAAACAUGAGGAGCACUAUUGAGAACCAUGUACGAGAUUCAAAGGACAUCAUGUUUCAGAGGGCGAAAAAUGUUAUGUUGGAGCAGCUGAGAAACUUGAUGGUGCUGAUCCUGAGGGAGCUGAUGCAAACAAUGCAGGAAUCAAUCGAGCUGUCACUCAAUACAGAUGGUGACUCAAUCCCAGACGUUUCAAAUGAGCUCCAGAUGGUAAAGAACCACUAUGAUGAACUGAAGGAAAACUCAAUUGAACCACCACUAUAUAUGAGUGCUGAUCCACCUGUCCCAGCAACCCAUUCAUGAUGUGUGCAUAGGUUUGCUCAGUGGAGAGAAUCAGCAGAUGCCUGAUCACCCACUGAAGGUCCCUGUGGGCACACCGAUCCCUCAGAGACAUGACACCUCUGAUGACGAAAAUGAAAAAGAUGAUCCGCACACCAAAUAGAGCUCCCAUUACUUUAUACUUUUAUUUUGUCAUUCGUGACAUUUUGAGCACACAGACUUUUCCUCAGACUUGUUAACCAAAGAAAUUUUCUUUGGGAUGUGCGUGUCGCCACCUCUUUUUUAUGAACCUCUGGAUUUGAUCUCAACCAUUUUUGUCAAGUUAUCGUAUCCCUGUUCUUUUUGAGUUUUUAAUGUACUUUGAGUUUGCUUGUUGUUGUGUAUUACAUGCAGAGAGACAUUUUUGCUUUCAAGUGAUUAUAGAUCAGAGGCAGAUAGAAAAUGCUGGGAGAAGGGUGGAGGGAGCUGGAUUCAAACCAGAGACAUAAGCCCUGUUUCCACCGAGCAGUAUGGUACAGUUCAGUUCGGUACGCUUUUUUUUCCGUUUCAACCAUGAAAAAUUGUGGAUGGUACCAAUGGAACCGUUCCGUACCGUCCCCAUUUUUGGUCCCCCUCUGCUGUGAACACUGCAGUCUGUUGAUUGGUCAAUAGAGGAUGGUCACUCUGCGUGCAAUCCUGUUCUGUGAUUGAGAAAUGAGGUGCAGACUUUCCUCUGUGUCACCAGAAAUACAGUGAGCGCUGGAUGGAGCAGUGAGUGGCAACAACAUGAAAGAGUACUGUUUGCAGUGGACACUCUAGGGUCUAGGUACCAUGUCUGAAGGGUUACUUUGGUUCCAAAGAUACUAUAUUGAAAGUGUUUGGUGGAAACAGGGCUAUAGUGGUUUUUAUGGUGCAGGUCUAACCCACCAGUGUACUAUGAUCUCCCAGAGACUUUUUGUUUUUCACAAUUAAACAUGUUUUUCUUCUUUUUGAAUAUGUGAAUGUUUUUUUUCCAGGUUUUUUUAUUAUAUUUGUUUAAUGUUGAUUGAUUUUAAUGAUUUGAUUUUUUUGGUUGUCUCACUUAAACCUUGAACCUUCAUUACAAUACAUGCUGUAAAUUAGAUCUGACACUGACAUUUUUCUUUAUGGUAUAUGGUAUACUGUCCAAUACACCUCAAUAAAGUUCCCUUUUGUGAAUGCCA
Messenger RNA from Epinephelus lanceolatus (giant grouper), 3765 nucleotides. The record is from RefSeq and is a predicted model, not a curated record. Lineage: Eukaryota; Metazoa; Chordata; Actinopteri; Perciformes; Serranidae.